Trichophyton benhamiae CBS 112371 is the source of this 3204-nucleotide messenger RNA. RefSeq names its product C6 transcription factor, putative. Gene Ontology annotation, cellular component: nucleus. Gene Ontology annotation, biological process: DNA-templated transcription; positive regulation of transcription by RNA polymerase II. Lineage: Eukaryota; Fungi; Ascomycota; Eurotiomycetes; Onygenales; Arthrodermataceae. Bases 1 to 3204 code for a protein of 1067 amino acids. Gene Ontology annotation, molecular function: sequence-specific DNA binding; zinc ion binding; DNA-binding transcription factor activity, RNA polymerase II-specific. The record is from RefSeq and is a predicted model, not a curated record. The transcript has 4 exons.
AUGGUCUCUGAAGAUAUUACCAUGCAGUCGCCGCAGGAGGAACAGAAAAUUCAGGAGCAAUCCUCAGCGUCAGCCGGAGGCGAGGUUGACAAUUCUGAGGACCAUCAUGACCAAACCCCAGACGCAACGCAAGAACCUGUGACGACAGAGGGAACACCAGCUACCGACUCACACCAGUCCUCACUGGCCAUAACAGUACAAAAAAGAAGAAGGGUCACAAGAGCCUGCGAUGAGUGUCGCCGUAAGAAGAUAAAAUGCGACGGCAAGCAACCUUGUACCCACUGUACUGUCUAUAGUUACGGUAUGACUCCUUCUAUAUACAAAUUAUGUAUUCCGGUUGAUCCUGUGCGAAAAAGCGGGUGGCUAAUCAUGUUUUUGAUACCAGAAUGCACAUAUGACAAGCCGUCAAACCGACGAAGAAAUCCUGCCCCUCAAUAUAUCGAAGCCCUCGAAAGUCGACUUCAGAAAGCCGAAAGGCUCCUGAGAGCACUUGUGCCCGAGAUUGACCUUGAUGACCCUCGAUAUGAUGGGUGCUGCGUCGAAGAAAUACUUGCUCUGCUCAAAAAUAAUACGCCUGAGCCCCCUAGAAAGCCCGAGCCGAAGUUACCGGCAGCCUCAGAACCGUGCGACGAAUCACUUCUAGAGUCGAUGGUGGAUAAUACGGGCUCUCUUGACCUUGACGAUGAAGGACAUUGGGAUUAUCACGGUCAUUCCUCCGGGCUUAUCUUUGUGAGAAGAGUCCGGAAGCAAAUAGGAAACAUUGCUCCGGAAGGGCAGCUGCCCCAGAAGCUCCCUCGGAUGCCCCUCAGACUGGAGAAAAUGAAAUCAACUUCAGAGUCCCCUAUCGACACACACUUGUCUCCCGUUCACGACUUACCAUCGAAGAAGGAAGCGCGAAAAUUCUGCACUCAUGCCCUUGAAGAUGCGUGUUGUAUAAUGCGUUUCUUGCAUAAACCAUCGUUUUGGGCAAUGUUCGACCGUAUAUAUGAUACCCCGCUAGAACAAUUCUCAAAUGAGGAGAAUAGCUUCUUGCCGCUUCUAUAUCUUGCGCUUGCUGUCGGAUGCCUGUUCCGAGGACCUGGAGACUGCACUUUGGAGAAAUCUGGCUAUGAAAGUGCUGUAGAUCAAGGCUUCCAAUAUUUUAAAGCUGGUCGACAGUUGCUUGAUAUAACCGAGUGUCGAGACCUAACCUCUCUUCAGGCUGUUUGCUUUAUGAUCCUUUUCCUACAAGCCUCUGCCAAUAUUAGAACUUGUUAUUCUUAUAUUGGAAUUGCGCUCCGUGCUGCCGUCCGUCUUGGUCUCCACCGCUCGGUUUCUGUCAAGUUCAACCCCAUUGAGCUCGAAACUCGCAAACGGAUUUUUUGGGUUGUUCGAAAGAUGGAUGUCCAUGUCAGCACUAUUCUCGGCCUCCCAUCAAUGUUGAGUGAAGAUGAUAUCGACCAAACCUAUCCUAUGGCUGUCGAUGACGAAUUUAUCACCAAGGAUGGCAUCUUGCCUAUGCCAAAGAACUACAUUUGCCUAAUGCAAGGUGCAAAUGCGCACAUGAGACUCGGCCAUAUCAUGUUGAAAGUGAUGAAAUAUAUUUAUCCUGUCAAAGUCACAACGCACGGCGACAACCAUACCUAUAUGGUAAGCCAUUCAAAGAUCCGAGAACUUGAACGAGAUCUUCAGAAAUGGAUGGAGGCGCUGCCUGAUGCCUAUAGACCCGGUGGUGAAGCGGCAAUCGAAGUGGAGAGUGUUGCGCGUAAUGUUGUUCAUAUCACUGCUGGUAUGAAAAAGAAACAGCUUCUCAACGGAUCGUAUUGGUUUACGAUGUAUACAACUUACUUUGCAAUCUUAACGCUCCUCUUCUUUAUCCUCGAAAACCCGGAAUCUGCAGCGGCCAAGGACGGAAUUUUGAAAGAUGCCUUGGAGGGGAAGAAUGUGCUAGCUGGCCUCGCAAAGAAGAGUAUGGCUGCAGAUCGAUGUGCCCAGAGUUUGAAUUCUAUGUUUAAAUAUCUUCCGGAGAGACUUCGAAACCGGCAGGCUCUUUCGUCUCCGCUAAUCAACCGGAAGCGUACUCAGACUCCCACUCCUAUUUGUUCAAACAGUUCUUCAGGAAGCGGUAACAAGACACCACCUCUGCAGACCAAAGCGCCUGAAGAGUUUAAUGCCAGUUUACCACAACGAGCAAGUACCUUCCCAUUGCACGUUACACCAAAUAGAGAGGCUACUGUUCAAAAUUCUCCGGCUGGAGAUAUGUCAGUCGAGAACGCAAAUAGUGCCUCGAAUGGCCCCUUCAAAUGGACGACUGAUAUGCAAAGCUUAUUUGGCCCAUCUCCUUCUACACCCCGGGUCUCAUCACUGGCUAAUACCGAACAAACUCACAUAUCAUCACCAUCUUUGGCUACAGUAGGAGGCAUAGAAAACCAGCAAUCACAAUCCGCACCCAAACAAGAUAUAUCAUUUUCGCCGCCAUUUAAUGGCUCAGCACCCCUGCCUGAUCUUAUGCCGAUGAUGUUCCCUUCCGACGACCCGUUGGCCUACCCCACCCAACCAAUGUCAACCUUGGAAGACGACCAUUUUAAACAGGACAAUAACAGCAAUGGUGGCCAAGGUCAAUUUAUGUUCUCUUCAAACUCAUCCCUACAAUCUGUAAUGGACAGGGAUGGCUUGAAUAAAUCUAACGUGUCCUCUUCACCUUCGUUUGCAACUACCCCCGGGCUGUCCAUGGUGAGUCCAGCAUCCUCUCAUGACCCAACCUCAGUCAGCAGUCUGCCUCCCCAUAUAAAGGCAGUAUCCACCGCCUUCCCGGGCAAUACACAAAGCCCAACAUCGGAGCCCCAACAAAAUACAAAUGCCUACCAAUUCAUGGGCAACCCCGACCUUGUCACAAUCCCCGGCCAUUCUUUCAUCUGGCAAAACCUUGCUGCGCAAGGGGCCCCAAACAAUUCAUACCAGUACCCUACAGCCGACCCCUCUUUCCAAACUGCAUCAGAUGACUUUGUGAUGGGUCUUGGUGCUGGCCUAGAUAUGGCCCUAGACACAGACAUGAAAUUUGAUAACCUUCUGGACCAAUUUGGUGGUGUGAGCACUAACAUUGGUGGAGAUAUAAAUGGAGAUGGAAAUUUGGGCGUGCCCUCGAAUGAUUGGACUCAAUGGGGGAACUGGAAUUCGAACGGCGAUGGAAGCAAUAACGAUAAUAAUGCUGGUAACAAGGACUAA